GGGUGGAACUUUUGCGCAUGCGCAUCAGUUCCACACGUUGUUUUGGAGUUGGAAGUAGUUUUAGCCAAAAAAAUAUAGUUAAAUACAGCUAUUUUUCUGUUCAAGGAUCCGUUUGCGGAGUGUGUGUUUUAAUGCUUCCCUUACAGAUAUUGGUUUGGACUUUAAGUAGCUGUUAGUGUUGAGAAGUGUAAGAAUUCAGACAGAAAACGCUGAGAUUUUACUAAAUCUAGCUAGCCUGCUAGCCUAGCCCCAGCAUGGCAGCUGUACUGGAGUUGAUAGCUGGCAGCUAUGAGCAGGUCGUGGUUGGAUACCGAGUUCUCACUGGGGAGAAAGUAAGUAAUAUUGUCUUUUUUAAGAUGCAUAACACUGCCAUGGUACAAGACUGAUACCUCGUGUUUUUUAAUCUUAACGUAUACUGAAUUGUCAAAGAGUUCAGUCUUUACUAAGCGACUAAUUUGGUGGUUUUCUCCUCAUUUUUCUACACACAGUCCUCGCAUCUCAUCUUUUAUUUGUUCCUUGUUUUGUGUUUGUCACGCAGGAGUGGACAGCAGAGGCAGAUUUCACACACCAUGCCCACACAGCAUCUAUAUCAGCUGUAGCAGCCAGUGAGAGGUUUGUGGUCACAGGCAGCAAAGAUGAGACCAUGCAGCUGUAUGACUUACAGAGGAGGGUUGAACAUGGAGCUUUACUGCAUCAUGAUGGUGAGAGACUCCACUGGACACCAAAUUAGUGACACUGUUUAAAGUACAUGUAGGAGACUUUAAGGGCCUGACACCACCAUGCCUCUGAGGCUCAAGGAAGAACAUUUAUGAUAAUUUCUGUAUCAUUUCCUUGAAGUAAUAAUCACCAUAUUAAUAAUUUUUCUCUGCAGACGCGGUAGUUCUUCUACCUUAGCGUCUCAAUCUGAUUGCAUUUCCAUGAAGAAAUUAUCAUAAAUGUUCUUCCUUGAGCUGCGAAACCCCACAGCAGUCCAUAAUGUACUGUUGAUGAAGUUAGGUGCUGUUCUGAGCAUUAUUUGUGGCUAUAGAGUGGUGUUUUGGUUGAGCGUGUGGCUCUCUGUAUUGUUAUCCUGCGGUCAUUACAAAAGUUAGAGAAGCAAACAGUUGGCAACAUUCAUCUUUCGACAGGGUUUCUAACUCUGUGUUACAGUGUGUUUGACCCUAAAUUAAUUUUACGCUGGAAUAUCCCUUUAGGCUUACUACCUUUUCUUCAUCCAGGUCUUUUCUAGCUGUAUGCCAAGUUUGAGGUUGAUCAGUUGAGUGCCCUCAGAGGAGUUAAUUCUAGAAAAAUCCCUGGAAGCAGCAAAAAUAAAGGGAAUUUCAGCCUAUUUUUGUCUUGACUGUAACCGUUUGUCCCACAGGUACCAUCACCUGCCUGGAGUUCUACGGGACGUCUCAUUUGUUGAGUGGAGGAGAGGAUGGACUCGUCUGUGUGUGGAGCACCAAGAAAUGGGAGUGUCUGAAAUCCAUCAAAGCUCACAAGUAAGUAAGGGAGGGAGAGGGAGAGGGGUGCUGAGGUGAUUGUCUUUGUGUGUUUGCUCUCUUUACGAACCAGAUGAGUGAAAGUAAUCUUCUUGAUCCUUUUGUUUUUCUCAGAGGCCACGUCACUUCACUGUCUGUCCAUCCAUCCGGGAAACUUGCUCUCACAGUCGGGACAGAUAAGACUCUCAGGUACACUCAUCGCUCUGCGAAAGUCUGUGAUCAUUUGCUCAUUAAGGAAACAAAACUAACUGUUGUGUCUUUUGCUCUUUCUGUAGAACAUGGAAUCUAAUAAACGGACGCUCAGCGUUCAUCAAAAACAUAAAACAAAGUAAGACGACUUUCAGGUUUUAGAGUUGAUUCAUGGACCUUUUUCUCUGUGUUGGAAAUGACUUCAUACUUUUUCUCUCAGAUGCUCACAUAGUCAGGUGGUCUCCAGAUGGGGAUAAAUAUGUGGUCAUUCUAAAUGACAAAGUGGACAUCUAUGACCUGCAGACAGCCUCAGUGACAGGAACGAUCACAAACCCAAAGAGGAUCUCAUCUGUUAAGUUCUUAAAUGUAAGUUCUCUAUUGAUAAGAGACUUCCCCAAAAAAACACACCACUGCCUUACUAGAAAACGGCUUUCAAAAAGAUUAAAGCAUCUCUGAUAUUUUAUCAUUUGCAGCAUAAGAAUAUCAAGAUCUCUGAUUACAAAAAGGUGUGAUAAUGUUCCUUGUUUUUUAGAACUCCAUCCUGGCUGUCGCAGGAGAUGAUGAAAUAGUGAGAUUAUGUGACACAGGGAAGGAGAAGUGGGUGUGUGAGUUUAAGGCUCAUGAAACAAGGUAAAUUUACCGUGUUUUUUCUUCACUAAUCAACCUCUGAAGAUGUCUUAAAUUUACUAAGCUGCUGUGAGGAGUUUCUGACUAGUUAUAAAAUGGACUGAAAGUGAUACUGAUGCUUCUUUAUGACCUACAAAAGCAAACAAAACCAUCAGUAACAUAACUGACAAUAUGUAUUAUAAGUUUAAGUGGGGUUAGGUCAUUGAUGGCACACCGAAGAAACAGCCUUUUGUACAUUUUUCAGUGGUAAACAGUCACAAUGAGUGAUGUAAUUAACUGCUAAAAAAAGCACAAUGAGAUGUUUAUUCAGAGAAAACUACCUUAGUUUGUACAAAACAAGAUCAGCCCCAGAAUCAGCACAAACCUUACAGUAGCUUUAAUAUUUAUGUGACGCUGCAUUUUCAAUAGUUUGCUGACUUGGCAAAAAUGUCAAAAACUGAAUCAGAGACAUAAAGUUCUUCUUCUUUGUAUGGCUGAUCGAUGUCAAUUCCACUUUCACUUGAUAUUGGAGGUCAGUGUUUAAAAGUCUGUUUUGUUUUGUGUCUUCAGAGUCAAAGCUGUUGACAGUUUCAUGAUGGAGGACUACUGCGUGGUUGUCACGGCUUCAAACGAUGGAUUCAUCAAAAUGUGGAAACUCCAACUGAAAGAGGCACGACUUAAGUGUUACUCAUGAACAUUCAGUCAUUAAAUUUAACUGUAUAUUUAAAAUAAUCCUAGCAAGUUAUGAAGUUAUGCACUCGCUUAUGAACCUUUCUGCUAUAUGAUUUAAUUCAUAGAGUUUAGAAAAGUUUAGAAAAUUCACUUAAAUGUUAACCGUCUGUUGUUGUCUGUCUACUCCCAACAGGAGCUGGAAUCUCCCACACUCCUUGGGGAAGUGAAUACAACAGCCAGACUGACGUGCCUCGCCGUGUGGAAACCUUCAUCAGUGCAGCAGACCACCGAGGAACCAGCAGCUAAAGCAACAACAUCUGAAGGUAGUCCACCUUUAAACUCUUACCGUAUUUUACAGACUAUAAGUCGCACUUUUUUCACAGUUUGGCUGGGUUUGCGACUUAUAUAUAUAUUGAAAUAUAUGAUUUCAUAUAUAAUUUGGUCUUGGAUUUUGUAAAACAAAUUUCCCCCCAAAAAUGCAACUUAUACCGUUAUAUGUUUUUUCAACUUCAUUAUGCAUUUUAUGGCUUUUUUAUGUUUUUUAUGGCUAUUUUAUUUUAUUUCAUGGCAACUUAUAGUCCAAAAAAAAUAGGGUACAUUAAAUAAUAACCAUCAUCCGUGUUUUCCAGCCUUUUCUCAAUAGCGUUUACAUAAAUAAAGACUCUUUUUUUGCGUGUCUCUACAUCUCAUUUUCUGCCGACAGAACUUGCGAAGGAGCUUUCAAAGACAAAGAGAGUCCAUAUUUCAACAGAGGAGGUCAUCCUAGAAGAUGAGAGCAAACCAAAGAAGAAGAAGAAAAAGGAUGGUGGAAAAUAACCUUAAAAAGAAGAAUGAUGUUAUUUUUCAUGGACUGUUUGAUGGCUUGACCUGUUUGGUCACAUGUGCAUUUUCAAUAAGGAGGGUAAAAAAGUAAAGUUUUUAAUGUUUGUUGUCAUUGAUGCAAAAAAGCUAAAAAAAGAGAAGGAAGAUGAGAUGGGCAACAAUAAAAACAGUUUUAUCAUU
Molecule: messenger RNA, 3950 nt
Organism: Xyrichtys novacula (pearly razorfish)
Lineage: Eukaryota; Metazoa; Chordata; Actinopteri; Labriformes; Labridae
Source: the annotation of a GenBank genome assembly